This is a messenger RNA of Lycium ferocissimum, 1430 nucleotides long. RefSeq lists its product as uncharacterized. The transcript has 2 exons. NCBI's taxonomy places the organism in Eukaryota, Viridiplantae, Streptophyta, Magnoliopsida, Solanales, Solanaceae. Bases 259 to 885 code for a protein of 208 amino acids. The record is from RefSeq and is a predicted model, not a curated record.
GGGUAACAAACAGUGCAAGUGGUUGUGUUAUCUUAUAUGAGAUAGAGAGAUUCUGGUGACUUUAUGAUUAAGAGCUACCAUCCUGUACACAAGUGUACAACUUCUAACAAGAACAAAAUGUGCAACACCAAAUGGCUUCUUUGCUAGAUUUAAGGAUGAAAUAAUUAAGCAGCCAUCUUUGAGAAUAUGGGAAAUACAAGACAUGUGCGGGGAUAAGUUAGGACUUUAUGUUGGUAGGACAAUUUGCUACGAGCUAAAAUGCAGAUACUAAGAGAGUCUAUGGGUGAUUGGAAUUUAGAGUUUGCAAGAUUGUGUGACUAUUCUGAUAUGAUAAAACAGACAAAUCCUGGUAGUUCUGUUUGGGUGAGGAUGGACAGAGAAAGUUGUCCAGGGAAGAAUUUGUUUGUGUACUUCUAUGUCUGCUUGGAUGCAUUGAAGAAGGGGUGGAUGGAAGGUUGUAGGAGAAUAAUAGGUUUUGAUGGGUGUUUUCUAAAGGGUGCUUGUAAAGGUGAACUGCUAGUAGCAGUUGGCAAGAAUGGAAACAAUCAGAUGUUUCCUAUAGCCUGGGCAGUUGUUGACUCAGAAACUAAGCAUAGUUGGAGUUUUUUCAUUAAUUACUUGAAAGAGGAUCUACAGUUGGGUACUGGAGAAGGUCUUACUGUGAUGGCAGACAUGCAAAAGGGUUUUCAUGCUGCUGUAGAAGAAUUGUUACCCGAUGCUGAGCAUAGGAGAUGUGCAAGACACAUCUGGUCCAAUUGGCAUCAAGAAUGGAAGGGUGAAGAGAGAAGAAAACAAUUUUGGAGAUGUUCUAAGGCCAGUUUUGAAGUGAAAUUCAGGUCAGAGCUUGAUAAAAUGAGCAAACUUGGUAAAGAUAUUUGUGCUUGAUUUAUUGCAUUAUCCAGAAAAAUCAUGGGUGAGGGCAUACUUUAAAGAGCAUUCUAAGUGUGAUGUUGUUGAGAAUAACAUGUGUGAAACCUUCAAUUCAUGGAUCUUGUCUUGUAGACACAAAUCAAUUAUAACCAUGUUGGAGGAAAUUAGGAGAAAGAUAAUGACUAGACAAUGUGAUAUGAUUAAGUUUGCCAACACUUGGAUAUCUGAGAUUUCACCUAUGGCUAGACUUACCUUAGAGGAUAAUAAGGAAAUGGCUAGGGGCUGCAAGGUUCUUUGGAAUGCUGAUGUUGGAUUUGAGAUUGGAGAGGGUGAGUAUAGGCAUACAGUUAACAUGAGUACUAAGAGUUGUAGUUGUAGAACUUGGCAACUGAGAGGAAUUCCAUGCCAACAUGCUGUUUGUGCAUACUACCACAUAGAACUAGAGCCUGAACACUUUGUGGAGCAUUGGUAUAGGAAGGAUACAUUCUUAAAGGCAUAUAGUCAUUUCAUCCAACCAAUUCCAAAUAUGAAGAUGUGGCCUGAAACAAACAAUCCAAAGA